GCUCAUUGUACAUUUUCCUGUCGGAUUUCAAAUAUCUAGCGGGUAAACCAUAACAAAAAUUGAUAUAAACAAUGGAUGAAAACUUGAUGGAGUUUUCCCUAAAUGAGAACGGUGAGAAUUCUUGUCUGGAGGACCUGAGGCCCCCCAUGUUGAUGCAGACCCCCCAGGUUGUCAAGAAAUCGAUCCUAAAGCCUUCACAACAGGAUAACCUCAUACAACUCUGUACACCCAUACACAAAGGACUAAAGGUAAAAUUUGAAACCCCACACAAUGUUAAGAAGUCGACCCCCACUCGAUUUGAGGAGGUACGAGUGUUGGAUGAGCAGGAAAACUGGAUUGAGCGGACCUCAAUUGUCACCAAGGAUCAGCACCAAGAAUAUCUCGAGAUGGCUCGAGAUAUUAUGAUGGAAGUCAUCAAUAAACUGCCACUUGAAGACAGUGAAGUUGUUCAACCCAGCUGCAAGUCGUCACAGGAUCGAAUGGAAGAGGACAUGGAUACUGAUGACUUUUUUGAUGCCGUUGAUGAAAUCGAGAACAUUACCCCAAAAGAGGGCAACAUAGAGGACAUGGCUCAGCCAGAUGAGGAGUUAAAGAAUGGAGAUGGUCCUCAGUCAGUGGAGGACAAGACUGACAAAUCAGGAGUUGGAUCCGAAAAAGCAGAGGAGACGGGGGAUAGAUCUGAGGAGCCCUCAUCUCCUCCCCUCCCCGCCAGUAAGGGCAGCUACAACAUUGACUUUGAUAACCUAAAUAUGAGGAAUGUCAGCGAUCUUUGA
Saccostrea cuccullata (small rock oyster) is the source of this 773-nucleotide messenger RNA. RefSeq lists its product as uncharacterized. The coding region runs from base 72 to 773 and encodes 233 amino acids. NCBI's taxonomy places the organism in Eukaryota, Metazoa, Mollusca, Bivalvia, Ostreida, Ostreidae. The record is from RefSeq and is a predicted model, not a curated record. The transcript is spliced from 5 exons.